AUGUUUGAUGAAAAAUAAAAAAAAUGUAAAAGUAUUGAAAUGCAUGAAAUAAAUGGAUUAGGAUGCAAUACUCCUGGAUUAUCAAAGAAAGCAUGCCUUAAAAUAACAUCAUAAAAUUGUUCUUUCUAAAAUGGGAUUUGUUAAUAAUUAAAUUAAGAUGAUCUUACAUAUUAUAAAUGUAAUAUGGAUUUAAAUGAAAAGGCUUGUGUUAAUUUGAAGACAAAUUCUUAAUUUUGUCUAUGGAAUGGAAAUAAUUGUUAAGAAUUAUUUAUUAAUUAAAAUAUUGAUUGCCCUUUAUAUGUAAAAAAUUCAUCUAUAAAAAUGAAUGGAAAUGUUUGUUAAGCAAUUUCAAAACCAAAUGUUUUGUGUAAAUAUGACCAUAUUAAUAAUGUAUGCAUUAAAAGUUAAAUUAAUGAUUAAUGUAACACUCCAUUUCUUAAUUAAUUUGGAUGUGUAAGUAUUUUAAACUCUAAAGAAACAUGUUAAUGGACUGUUAAUGGAUGUCAAUUCGUAGUUAUAGUAUAGUAAUUAACAACUUGUGAAAGUUUAGGAUAUGCUAAUCCAAAUUCAUGCUCCUAAGUUUAUGAAAAUGAUAACAUAGGAUGCUAUUUUGAUAAAAAUAAAAAAUAAUGCAAAUCUAUCGAACUAAAUUCCAAUGAUCAAUUAAUAAAAGAUUUUUUGAAGACAAUUAAAUGUGAUAAUGUGUCUUUAGGGAUUAAUAAGAUAAUUUGUGGUUCUAUCAUUACCGAAUAAACUCCAUGUAGAUGGUUUCAAGAUUAAUGUGUAUAUUUCUCUAAAAGAAGUGAUAUUGCAAAUAUACCCUGUUUACAUCUACAAAAUUCAAACUAUUAGGCUUGUGCUUUAGCUUCAUUUCAAAAUGAACCAUGCAGGUAUUCACAAAAAAUAAAUGGAUGCACUAAUACUAUGGAAUAAAAUAACAGCAGUUGUGAUUUGUUAGGAUUAAAUAAAGCUGGUUGCGAAUUAAUUAAACCUAGUAUGUGUUAAUUUGAUAGAUACAAAUGUAUUAGCAGAAUUUAUGAAGAUCCUGAAAAAGAAGAUAGUCCAGAAUCGAAAAAUAAUCCCUAUAAUUUUUUAAAAUGCACUACUCCACAGCUUCCAAAAUCUGAUUGUGCAUUAAUAAUUACGAAUGAACAACUAUGUUAAUGGUCCUAAAUGUUGGCUACUUGUACAGAAAUCUCUAUUUAAUAUAAUACUAGGUGUAUUCAAUAUAUGGGAAAAAAUGUUAUUGUUAAUCCAAAUGUUUGUGCAUCAAUUUUAACUGAUUAAUCAGAUUAUUGUGGCUAUGACAAAGAUAAAAAUAAUUGUAAGAUAUUUUCUGAAGGUUGUACAACUCCCUGUUGUACUGAAAUUGAUCUGAUAGGAAUAAAUGCUCAUUCAUGUAGUAAAUUUACAAGUCAAAAAGGAUAGGAAGAAGGGAACUAAUAUACUUAUUGUUAUUUUUAUAAAAGUAUAUGCACGGAGGUAUAAAGCGAUAUUGUGAAUACUUCUGAUGAAAAGGAGGUCGCAUUAUACUUUAAUAAUCUUGAAUUGCCUUGCACAUCCAUGAAUUUUAAGGGUUGCCAUAUGAUCAGCUGGUCAAAAUCUUAACAUUGUUAUUAUGAUGGAUUUGUUUGCACGAAUCUCAAUGUUUCUUCAAUCAAGAACUUAUUAGAUUUAACUUCAGAUAAAUUCAUAUUAAAUGAAUAUGCCUGUUUAUCUAUUGAAGCAAAAAUUACAAAUACAAACAAAGAAAAAUACUUUGGUUAUGAUGCUGAGAAUAAAAGAUGUAAACUUGUACCUUUAGACACUUUCAAAGAGUGCUAAAGCGCAUAUGGAAAUAAAAAUGUUUGUACUGGAUUAACUUAGGAAGUUUACUGUAUUUGGGAUUCAGAUGAGCUAUAAUGUGUUGAUAUAAAGGUUGAAGAACUUCGAGAAUUCACAAGUUGCAAUUCUGAUUUAAACGGUGAGGCAUGUAUUAAUAUUGAUUCUGUAGGUAAAAAUAGUAAAUUACCAUGUUUUUUUUCAUUUGAUACAGAUUUUUGUUAAGAGGCUCCUGAACAAGUAGAAUGUAAUUACUUUGUUGGAAGAGGAAAGAUUAGUUAAUCAGUAUGCAAGGUGAUAAAUAAACAGGGUCAAAUUUGUGAAUAUUCUGAAUAGGAUAAAACUUGCAUAAAAUCAGAAACCUUAUUUGAUAGUUGCGAUGUUUCAGCAAGGAAUGCAAAUAACAGAGUAUGUUAUAAUAACACAAAUGGAAAUUGUAGAUGGGAUACAUCUGCUUUAAAAUGUUAUGAAAAUUAAACAGAAAUUGGAGAACUCAAAUGUAAUGAUUAGUUAAACAAAAUUCUAUGUGUACAAGUAGUAAAAGAGGCAUGUAUGUGGGAUGAUGUUAAAUAUUAAUGUUAAGUGUUUAUCCCAAAAACAUCUUAAGAAUUUGAAAAUUCAAAUAAUAAUGUAAAUCAUCUUUAUAAUCAAAAAGCUUGUUUAUUGAUUUCAGGAGCUGGAUAUUUUUAUAACAAAGAAACAAAAAAAUGUAUAAAAAUGGAUGAAACUAUAAAUAAUCUUAGUUGUGAUCAAUAUUAAUUGAAUUAAUAUGCUUGUUUAUAUUUAACAAGAGGUACUCCUUGCUUUUAUGAUUAAAAUGAUCAAUUAUGCAAAAUUUUUGAAGAUGAAUAGUCAUAAUGUAAUACUUCCAAUUUGAUCAAUAUCGAAGUCUGUAUGAAAAUACCAGUUGCAUGUGUUUUUAAUGAAAGCACUCUAUAAUGUCAACCAUUCAAUGUAGAACAAACUAUGACUUGCACAUAAUUAUUCAACUAUUCCAAAAAUAAAAUCCAUCAUAACAAAAUUUCAUGUGCUUCUAUAAGUCCAAAUUUAAUAUAAACAAUUGAUGAAAAAGAUUGCUCUCAAGAAAAAUAGCAUACAUAAAAAUGUAAAUUUGAAAAAUAUUGUCUCUGGGAUUAAUGGACAUAUUCAUGUUAGGUUUAUAAACUAUUAGUUGACUAUCUUGAAACUGGGAGAUCAAAAGCACAAGAAAGAAUUACAUGUCCGGAUACUGAAAAUGAAGAAAUAGGGUGUUAGUAGGAUUUGAACAAAUAUAAAUCAGAAUUAUUUGUGCCAUCGAGAUUAAUUCAGCUUAGAAGUUAAAUGAAUUGGGUAAAUUAGACAUGUUUCAAUCAUACUCAAUUAUAUACUAGAAUGUAUAUCUAUAAUUAAGUUGAAGAUCAUUCUUAAGAUUGCAAAAUGACCAUAUGUACAAAAUCUGAAUAAAUCAUAUGUGCAGAAAAUAUUCUGAAUUUUUAAAUCACUGAUACGAUCAAUAAAUUAGAUGAAAAGAGAGAUGAUGGGACUGAAACUAAGGAAAUUCAUGUUAUUAGCACUUUCAAUGAUGAUAAAGUUACUAAGGUUUGUCCGAAUCAAUUUAACUAUCCAUAUGAUCAACUUUAUUCCAAGACCUGUAAUAGAGAUGUAUAUGCUAUUCUAAGUCCCUUUUGUUAACUCAUUUAUAAUAAAAUCAGAACUUGUGAUAGUUCUUUUUCAAAAGCUCUUUGUUUAGAAUUAAAUUCUGAAAGCUGUUAUUAUGAUAUAAAGUAGGGAGGCUGUCGCUAUUUACAAAAUAAUGAGCAUAAGUUGCCACAUUGCGCAAGCAUUUCAAACAAUUGCUUUACAAGUUAAAGCUCGAAUGCCAUUUGUUAAAAUGGACCUUUGAUAAAAUAACCAGGUCCUUCAUGUUUGAGUAUCCAAGAAGAUCAAUAAACCUGUGAAAGCGCUAGUAAUUAAUUAUCUAGUUUUUCUUGUAAUGAAAUCAGUGAAUCUAAUGCUUAGCCAAUUUUAUGUGCACUUGCUAUAGAUUAAUGCAGAUUUUAUGGUAUUAAAUGCACUAAUACUUUGCCCAUUCCUUGUAAUUGCGAUAAAAGUUAUAGUAAAGUUUUAUGCGAAUAAUGUGGUUGCGAUUAUAUGUUUUUAGGAUAUUGUUAAAAAAAGAGUAGCGUGUUGUAUCCUUAAUUAAAUUAGGAUUGUUCAAAUAAAUAUUAUUUAUGUUAUGAAGUCAACACAUUUACCAGAGCUAAUAAGUAAAAGGCUUGUGGCUUAGUUGAUUAAGCAUGUAAAUUCACAGAUAAAUGCGAAGAUGCCACUCAUUCUACUUGUAAGGAAUUAAUUGGGUUAACCGUAUCUUAAUAGGCUUGUGUAAGAUGCACUGGUUUAGCAAUGUAGUAUAAUUCAAUCGAUUAAAAAUGCUAUCCUAUAGCCUAAAAUAUAAGUUAAUGUGAAAAUCUUAAUAAAGAAGCUUGCCUCUCUUUUUCCACAAAUAUUUAUUGUUAAUGGCAGAAAUCUCUAUCUUUAAAAUGCAAUUAAAAGAAAUAUGAAUUUACUUGUAAAACCAUUUCAGCUAUUUCGACAACAGAUUAAAUUGAUUGUUCUACUUUAAAUUAGGUUGCUUGUUACAAAGAAUAAAUGAAUUUAUGUUGGUUUAAUCCUGAGAGUAAAUUAUGUGAGAAAUAUAGUCCAUUGAAAGGGAAGUGCUUGUUUUAUAAAAAUAAAUCAACAUGUAUGUAGUCUAUGGUUGAAUCAUGUAAAUGGAAUGGUUAAAUAUGUUAAACUGAAUCGAAUGCAUAAUAAUGUGAUGGAUUAAAUAAAUAUGGUUGCUUGAAUUUCUAAUAAUUACCGUGUGUGUGGUCCGAUAAUUUAUUAAGAUGUGAAUUAGCUUAAUUCUCUAAUAAUCAAAUGAAUUGUACUUAAUUUUUAGAAAACUAAAGUCAUGUGUCACAUAUGAAUGCUUAAACUUGUACUUAAAUAAAAAGUGAUAAAAGUUGCAUUUUGGGUAACAACCACAAAUGUAGAGAAAUUUUAGAACCGUAAUUUUAUGAUUGUGGAACUUAAGGAUUAAACAAAAACGCUUGUAUAUCAAAAACCAAGAAUUCUUGUGCCUUCAUUAAUAAUAAGUGCAUUUUCUUCUCAAAUAUCAAUGAAGGUUGUUAAACAUACUUAAAUGAAUUAGCUUGUCUGAAUUAAGAUGCUAUAUGCACAUUUAAUCAAGGCCUUUGUUUCGAAUUCAAAUUCACUUCUGUUAAUGAAGUUACUUAGAAUAAGUUUUCACCAUUUUCAAAGAAUGUGUGUCGCAUUUUCGAUGAUUAAAUUGGCUUAAUUUAUAGUGAAAUAUAGAAGUUAUGUUUAAUGGUUAGUAACUUAAAAAAAAAGUUGACUGACUGCACACAAUUUGGAAUUAACAAAUAUGCAUGCAUCAACUAAGUUGAAAAUUAUUGUUAAUAUUAAGGAUCGUUAAUGUAGAUAUAUAAAUCCAUCAUCUAUUAAGGACUGUUAAAAAUUUUUAAAUUAAUAUGCUUGUAGUUAGGUUGA
This is a messenger RNA of Paramecium tetraurelia, 5352 nucleotides long. RefSeq lists its product as uncharacterized. The record is from RefSeq and is a predicted model, not a curated record. The transcript has a single exon. Lineage: Eukaryota; Ciliophora; Oligohymenophorea; Peniculida; Parameciidae.